AUGCUCAGAUGGAGAUGCGAUAACAACACACUUUUCAAACGAAGUAUAAGGACAUUAAAGACAAAUUCGAGCCAUAUUUAUUCUCUCAAAGCUGCGGAAUGUCAAAUUGAGUUUCUUUCGCACAUUACAAAAUGGGAUGCGAUACUGAACUCUAUUUCCAACAGCAAGUCACUCUUAUAUGCAAACAAGUAUGACACUAAGCCACGUGUAUUCUCUUCUGAUGAUCAUACUCAAUUGACUUUUCUGAUAAAACGACAUUUAGAUUCGUUGCUGUUCUCCCAAGACAAGUUGGGCAGGAUUGGGCUGAACUUAUUUCUGGAUAUAUUCCAAGACCGACUUACUACUCCACUGGCUACUACAUUAUUGGCGAGUUUACUAGGCCAAAUCCGCUUAAAUUUUCAUUUUGAUACAAUUCAAGCUGUCAUAACUGGGCUGGAGCACGUAAGAAUCUUUUUAGCUAAUAAUAGAGUCUUUAUUGAUAGUCCGAAGGCAAUUGGUGAAUUUAUCGAUAAUCUUGGAAUUGAUCCGGAAAGCCAUGAAAUUACCAGUAAAGUAUUGAAGGAGAUAGACUAUAAACUUUCUACCGAUGAUAUAGUGCGGGCUGCGAGAGGCACACAUAGGUACGACGUAGUUGAUGUUUCUAAAGGUUGGAAAUGGACCUCGGGUAUACCAGAAACAGAUGAGAAAUACUUGAGAUCUAUAUUUAUUAAGAACAAUAAAUUUGUAUCAAUUAAUGGCGGUGCUCUCGUCCUUAUUUACGAUGGUGAUUUAAUUGAAACAAGAGGCAUAUCACCAACAUUAGAUUACAUGAAUAAUGAAGGAAGGUCACUGGUACUGAUUGUUACUGGGACCUGUGAAAAGGAUGCAUUGAACAUGAUAGCAAUAAACAAUAACAAAAACAAGAGAAAGGGGAAGAAUGUGAAGACCGUCUUGCUGAAAUAUAACUCAGUUGAGAAUGGAAACCUUAGUAUACAAGAAAAUUUUGACCUAUUAGAAUUUCUAAGCUUACCAAAUGGAGUAGGCAGUAUUUACUCUCCAAAAUUUUCCGAUAAUAUUCCUAGUAGCAGGUGCGCCAAUCAGUACUAUGGAACGUUGGAAUCUUUGAAGGCAACAAUUGGAGAAGCUUUUUUAUAUAAUUCCAAUGGACUUUCUGAGGUGAACACUAGCAGUCCCUGUUUGAAAAAAAGGGUGACUAUAAAUGUGGGGGGAGAAACUAUGGCUGGAAUUGAUGACAGAAGGAAUAUGUAUGAUAACCUAUUUAACAAUCUUCUCUGUCAUGGAUUAUCGGAAGGUUUUAUACCUAGUUAUGGAAUAUCCCUAGUUAAAAGCAUUCCAUAUUUAAGACGGAAGGUCAUCACAUCUUCCUUAAGCAUGAAUGAAAGACUUGGCUACGACAUUCUUUUGUCAGCCUUAACGUCACCAAUGGAAAGGGCCUUGAUGGGCGAAUUUUAUUACAGAAAACAUGAGGCAACCGCCGCAAUAAUCAAAACCAUGGAAAACACCAAAUUUACUGAUGCAUAUCUCACAGUAACUUGUGCACGUCCACAAAAUGUCCUCAGAGGUGCUAAAAUGGAACCGUGGAACAAAGUUGAUGACACUCUAAGAAACAUUAUCAAUUUCAUCAAGGUCAUUACCAGUUGUGGCAACGUAAUAGCCAAGACAUUUGAAAAACCAAGGCGACAGUAA
Kazachstania africana CBS 2517 is the source of this 1686-nucleotide messenger RNA. It is a transcript of the gene TCM62, whose product is annotated as Tcm62p. Gene Ontology annotation, cellular component: mitochondrial matrix; mitochondrial inner membrane. The record is from RefSeq and is a predicted model, not a curated record. Gene Ontology annotation, biological process: mitochondrial unfolded protein response; protein import into mitochondrial intermembrane space; apoptotic mitochondrial changes. NCBI's taxonomy places the organism in Eukaryota, Fungi, Ascomycota, Saccharomycetes, Saccharomycetales, Saccharomycetaceae. The coding region runs from base 1 to 1686 and encodes 561 amino acids. The transcript has a single exon. Gene Ontology annotation, molecular function: ATP-dependent protein folding chaperone; protein-folding chaperone binding.